GUUAUGUUGGGGUGUACACACGCAUAGUUUCGGCCGAUGCACAUCACCUUCCGGCAAUUGGCUCGAAUGGAUGCCAUUGUUUUCCAAGGGUUUGCGCGAUGACCUGCAAAAUAGUAAUUGGAUUAUUUAUUUUGAAUUUUUUGCCUCUGCGAGAAAUAGAGAGGGGAAUGGGUGACAAUGGCAACAAAGGCUGUGGAGGAGAUGUCAUGGUGUCUCUUUUAUUCCGCGAUCUGUGGCUGUGAUUCUGCCGAAACCAGCUCGGUCUCCCGCAGUCUCGGCCGGCAGCCGUGGGGGGGGGUGACUUCGGCAGGCCGAUGGGGUGUAGGUCAUGUGACUUGGUAGGUGUGGAAGCUGCCGGUGGUACGUACCACGCAGCUGGGGAUGUGGAACAUCCAUCAUCCAGACAAAUACUGGCGGAUGUCGAUACAAAUUAAAGGAGGGCGGGGAAUACAAAUAGUUACCUAUAAUCCCUUAUGAAGGUCGCCGAGGUCUUGUCGGAUCUGACAUCUCUGAGAGUCUGCGGCCAUGCCGAAGCACUCGCCCUCGUGAAUGUCUACGCUACUAUCGCGAACCAAGAGCAGCAUCAGCAGGAACAGAAUCAGCCGCACGCUGGACAGGUCCCUUCCCCGAAAACAAGUGAUUCACACCCAACCGCUCUCUCAGAAGACCUGCGCCGAGCAAAAGACCUCGUCGAGCUUCAUAAUGAUGGCACGCUAAAGCAGCUGAAUACACACAGCGGAGGCUUGCAUAAGGAGCUUCAGAAGGCCAGACAAGACGUUGAUCGCGUGUUGCGGGAGUUGGGGUAAUUGAGCUGGACGAGAAACGGUUCUGUUUGGCAAAUGGUGGACCCAACCGUUUCAGGUGCUUGACGAGAUUCUUGAUUCAAAAAUCAAAUCCCACUUCGAAUAAAUAGUCAAGUUGGUGACAGGGCAAGCGGGAUGAAAGUGGACUAGGGUUGGCUGGACUUGUGCGGGAUUCCGAAUAAGGUGAAUGGUGUUGAUAUUACUAUACAUUUUAAAUUGAUGUAAGAGGGAAUUGGCGGGCACAGAGGAACAACAAUAAUCAUCGGGCAAUAUAAGCUGAAUUGAUUGUGUCAUGGGUGGAUAUAUACAUCAGCUCAGCUGCGUGACACACAAUUGCGGUGUUGGAUAGGUGUGGAACAAAUGGCUUUCAUACGCUAGAAAUCCGAACUCAAAUCAGAGAUACCAAUACCAGAGCUCAAAUAUUCCGACACUCAAGCAUGCCUACAGACGUAUCCAAGUUCUUAUUUAAAAAGGGUCUUGCAGGCUCCUCGUACCUCCUGAUAGCUGACUUUAACUAACCCCGAAUAUUUUUCACGGUUGGGUUUGAGGCUCUUGUACACGCUAGAAUAUGAGUAGAAGCCGAAAUAACAGCAGAGAAGUUACCGAACCUAAGCACCUAUUUAACUGGUCAGUGUGUUAUUCGGUCAAGCCUCUAAACCAACCCCAGUCAUAUGGGGGUGUCGAGGCACCACCGUGAAGGGUUCCCGAUGUCCAAGCAUCUGCUUCAUCACGAAUAAUUGGAGUCAAAACGUCAAAAUGUGCAUGAAGCUUGGUAGGUUGGCCAAAUGAUUCUGAGCUAGUGAACUUCCAAAUCCACCCUGCCUGCUGCUAGUUGAGAUGCUGUGAUUUCUCGAAUCUGUCCUGAUAAAACACACCAGCCUGGACGAACUAGGAGAAGACUGAGAUAUCUCCCAUCUAGGUUUGCGGGGGCAUUAAAACUAUCAACCUCUAAG
Blastomyces dermatitidis ER-3 is the source of this 1756-nucleotide messenger RNA. RefSeq lists its product as uncharacterized. The record is from RefSeq and is a predicted model, not a curated record. The transcript has 2 exons. Bases 474 to 806 code for a protein of 110 amino acids. Lineage: Eukaryota; Fungi; Ascomycota; Eurotiomycetes; Onygenales; Ajellomycetaceae.